GUCAAGUGUAACAGCACACAGCAGCACGCCGUGCACAGCAGCAGACUGCACAAUCACGGUCGUGUCGUGUACCGGUACUUCAUAAUCGCGAGGACAAGUAUCAGGCGGGAGGAUACAAUGUGAGAAAACUUAUAUGCCGGAUCGAGCAAGAAAGCAGCAAAAAAGGGCGUGAGCGGAAUGUCCGUGGAUGAGAAGCCUGAAGCCCCCAUGUAUGUGUAUGAGUCGACGGUUCAUUGUACCAAUAUCCUCCUCUGCCUCAACGACCAGCGGAAGCAGGACAUCCUGUGCGAUGUGACAGUCCUGGUGGAGGGCAAGGAGUUUCGCGGGCACCGGGCUGUGCUGGCCGCCUGCAGUGAGUAUUUCCUGCAGGUGUUGGGAGGACAGACCGAGAAUGGCUUGGUGGUCACCCUUCCUGAGGAGGUCACUGCUGAAGGCUUCGCCCCAUUGUUGCAGUUUGCCUACACGGCUAAACUGUUACUCAGCAGAGAAAACAUUCAGGAGGUCAUUCGCUGUGCCAAAUUCCUGCGGAUGCACAACCUAGAGGACUCAUGCUUUCGUUUCCUUGAAGCUCAGUUGCGUAUUGAAAAGGACAGCUUGCUGCAAGGCCACAAGGUGGCUGCCGAUGCCAUCAAUUUAGAGGAUGAGAGCAUGCAGUCAGAGGCCGAAAUACCCUCCUCCCCGAGGAUGCAACAAUGUGCUGACGGGCUCUCCUCAUUUCAACCUCCUGGCGAUGAUCGUCUAGCAAUGACAAUACCUAGUAGCUUCACAGAUGGCCGUUUGGACUUUGAUCGAAACAGAGGAUCGGACCUGCCGCGAUGCCCCAAGUACAGGAAAUACCAGUGGGCUUGCAACAAGCACAAUAACGACUUCUCCUCACACAGUGGUACCUCAGGUUUUCCAAGCACAAUAAAAGAGAGCAGCAUGGAUGGGGAAGUAAGCAGUCAGGACAGGCGGACUUUGGCACAAAUCAAAGUCGAACAGCGGGCAGACGAAGAGGCCAUCUCAUUGUGCCUGUCGGGGGAUGAACAGGACUUCCGGGAAAAGGACAAUGUGUCAGCCAUGGAGAUGGAUAAUCCCAGGUCUGUGGAAAGAAUCAAGAGAACCAAGUCCCCUUCCUGCCUCAAAGCCUUCUUCCAGAAAGGAGUAGACCUUCCCAAUCUGCCCAACACAUCACAGCAGCUUUUUGCCAACCUUAACGGCUGCCCCCAGGACAAAGUUAACACUCAGGGAGAAUGUAGAGUUUUUACUGGGAAGCUGGGUCUGUCUUUAAUAUCCCCAAAUGAGAAGGACAGUUUCCCCGCCAGAAUGUCCCUUAAGUCCUCUUCCUGUGAUGAAAUCUGCAAACAGGAAGUUGAGCUGGAUCGUCGAAGUGUCAUAUUUUCCUCAGGAGCCUGCAAUCGUGUCGGAACCCCAGCCCAUUCCUACCCUGGUGGGAAUUCUUUGGAGGUGGAACUCUCCGAGCACAUGCCAAAGGGAAUGUGGCCUGGAGCCAGCCAGUCCCUCCCGACCUCGCAGGCCUUUUGCCCCAGUACCACCUCCACCGACCCCCAACUAUUGUGUCGCCCACGGCCAAACACCAGCUGCCCAGUUCCAAUAAAAGUGUGCCCACGCUCACCACCUUGCGAGACUCGCACCCGGACAUCCAGCUCCUGUUCCUCAUACUCGUAUGCAGAGGAUGGCAGCGGAGGUUCUCCCUGCAGCUUGCCUCAAUUUGAGUUUUCUUCCUCCCCUUGCUCCAACAUGGCCCGGUGUGUCAAUGUGGAUCAACAGGAGCAAAGUGGAGGGGACGCCCUUUUUAACCAAGUGCAGCCCAAGAUCAAAUGUGAGCAGUCCUACGGCACCAAUUCAAGCGACGAGUCAGGUUCUUUUUCAGAGGGAGACAGCGAGUCCUGCGCUGCACAAGAACAUGGCCAAGAGGUGAAGCUCCCUUUUCCUGUUAAUCAAAUUACAAAUCUGCCAAGGAAUGACUUCCAGAUGUUGGUGAAAAUGCACAAACUGACCUCAGAGCAGCUGGAGUUCAUCCACGAUGUGAGGCGAAGAAGCAAGAACCGUAUCGCUGCACAACGCUGCCGCAAGAGAAAGCUCGACUGUAUCUUGAACCUUGAGUGUGAGAUUAGAAAACUGGUGUGUGAAAAGGAAAAGCUUCUCACAGAGAGGAACCAGCUGAAGGCUUGUAUGGGAGAGCUAUGGGAGAAUUUCUCAUGUCUGUCGCAAGAGGUGUCCAAGGAUAUCCAGGUGAGCCCUGAACAGGUUCAGUCUUUGCACCACUUCUGUCCGGUUCUACGAGCCACCAAUUCCACUGCCAGCAACAAUGCUGCCUUUGACCCCAAGCCUUCUAGCAGAACCAACACUUCCAGCAUCGACCUCACUGCCCAUUCGGACUUUCCUGAUUCCAACUUCUACGGUUCUCCCGGGCCUUUGGAGAGUGAAUCCGGCCCGGCCGUCAGAAACGGGGCGGACAAAGAUGUGAACAGCCAAGACCCCGUCUCGUACACGGAAAAUCCCAACCAGACGGUAACGGUGGAUUUUUGCCAGGAAAUGACGGAAAAAUGUACAACUGACGAGCAGCCACGGAAGGACUCGACAAAGUAGUUUGUUUGUUUUUCUAUUAUUUAAUUGUACUCUUCCGACAAACCCUGUUUCUCAGGGUUGCUGAGGUGGCCAGCCUCUGCCAGUUUUCACUGAAAAAAACAAUCUUUGUAAGUAUUUAUGUUUUUCAAGAUGUCUUCUUGUUGAAAGGUCAACACAAGAGUUGUCUUAACAGCAGCAAUACUGUUCUCAAGGUAUUCUCCUCCUAUCACAUGUGGGGGAACCUCUCACCAAAUCCUUAACAAUGGUGCUAUUACUGGCCCCAGCAGCAUCUUCUACAGUCACAACAAGUUGAACCUCAUCGGACCAACAGCAAUUACUUUCGUUUUUUAGCAGGAUCUGACCUGCUAGAUCUCGUUCUUUCUCCCGCUCCGACUUCAUCAGUCUUCUCUACCUCUACCUUGUGUUUCUUCUCUCGCUUAUUGCUGUCAGUGACACUUUUCAUCCACAGCUAUUCCAAACUCAGGAAACAGAAUCCUCUGAAUGUUCGACAUAACUGAUGAAGAAUGACAACAAGGCUUUUGUACGCAAAGAUGUCGUGCAGUUAGACAAAAUAGUUGGUAAAAAAAAAAAUGUUUUUAUGCAAAAAAUGUGUCUGGUUUUUGAAUUACUGUACAGGCUGUAAAACGUAACAUUCCGUUUUGCCUAUUUGAGCACCACAUGGAGGUAAAAAAAAAAAAGAUUAUUGGUGGCAGUUACAUAUUGUGUCCCUCUAACCAGCAAUACCGUUGUAUUUGAUUGUGGUGACUUUCAAGUCCAAAUGUACAUACUGUGGAGCUUCUUGGAGUGAUGACUGGCAGGUGCAGCCUUAAAUGUUUUACCGUAAGAAUUUCUGAGAGAAAAUUUUUAUUUUACCAUCUCAUGUAGUGAAUGGAAAGUGUUCCUAAUUCUCAGGAAAAAGAAACCGCUUGUUCACAAGCAUAUAGUACAGAGACACAUUUAUUGGCACAAACACGCUCAAGCUUCGUGUAUGUAGAGAUGUUUUUAGAACCUCUUGUGCUCGACAUAUGAGGCCACAUUUUCAUAUUCUUGAUAAUCGAUUGUAAGCAUCACUAUUCUGAAGUGAUUCUAGACCAGGGGUCGGCAACCCAAAACAUUGAAAGAGCCAUAUUGGACCAAAAAUACAAAAAACAAAUCUGUCUGGAGCUGCAAAAAAUGAAAAGCUGUAUAUAAGUCUUAUAAUGAAGGCAACAUAUGACGUAAGUGUCUAUAUUAGCUAUAUUAGCCUACAAACAAAAUGACUAUGUGUCGCAGGCUGAAACAAAUCUUCGUUAACAGAAAUGUUGAAAUGUAAUAUUUAUUCUACACAUUUUUACAACAUUGGAAAACAUUAGUAUAUCAGAGGCUACUUGUGAGAUAACUCCUGGAAAUGACUGUCUUAGAAUGGCCAAAGGUAUAGAUGUGUGUGUCCAAGUUAAAGGCCUACUGAAACCCACUACUACCGACCACGCAGUCUGAUAGUUUAUAUAUCAAUGAUGAAAUCUUAACAUUGAAACACAUGCCAAUACGGCCGGGUUAACUUAUAAAGUGCAAUUUUAAAAUUCCCGCCACACUUCCGGUUGAAAAACUCAUUUGGAUAUGAUUUAUGCGCGUGACGUCACAAAAUCCCCGGAAGUGGUUGUACCCCAUCGACCCGAUACAAAAACCUCUUGUUUUCUUCGACAAAAUUCCACAGUAUUCUGGACAUCUGUGUUGGUGAAUGUUUUGCAAUUUGUUUAAUGAACAAUGGAGGCUGCAAAGAAGAACGUUGUAGGUGGGAUCAAUCGGUGUAUUAGCGGCUAAGUACAAUACUUACAGCAACACAACAAGGACUACUUACUACGCCUAGCCGAUGCUUGCCGCCAAACCCACGGAUGAAGUCCUUCGUCGCGCCGUCGAUCGCUGGAACGCAGGUGAGCACGGCUGUUGAUGGGAAAAUGAGGGCUGGCGUAGGUGGAGCGCUAAUGUUUUUAUCAUAGUUCUGUGAGGUCUGGUUGCUAAGUUGCUAAAUUAGCCUUAGCGUCGUUAGCAACAGCAUUGUUAAGCCUUACCAGGCUGAGAAUUUUUAACCGUGUAGUUACAUGUACAUGGUUUAAUAGUAUUGUUGAUCUUCUGUCUAUCCUUACAGUCAGGGGUUUAUUUCUUUUGUUUCUAUCUUCAUUUGAGAACGAUGCUAUCACGUUAGCUCAGUAGCUAAGUGUGUCACCGAUGUAUUGUCGUGGAGAUAAAAGUCACUUUAAAUGUCCAUUUCGCGUGCUUGACUCUCAUUUUCAAGAGGAUAUAGUAUCCGAGGUGGUUUAAAAUACAAAUCCGUGAUCCACAAUAGAAAAAGGAGAGAGUGUGGAAUCCAAUGAGCCAGCUUGUACCUAAGUUACGGUCAGAGCGAAAAAAGAUACGUCCAUCACUGCCUCUCUAGUGCUUCACUGUAACGUUCCUCAUCUACGAAUCUUUCAUCCUCGCUCAAAUUAAUGGGGUAAUCGUCGCUUUGUCGCUCCGAAUCUCUCGCUCCAUUGUAAACAACGGGGAAUUGUGAGGAAUACUAGCUCCUGUGACGUCACGCUACUUCCGGUACAGGCAAGGCUUUUUUUUAUCAGCGAGCAAAAGUUGCGAACUUUAUCGUCGAUUUUCUCUACUAAAUCCUUUCAGCAAAAAUAUGGCAAUAUCGCGAAAUGAUCAAGUAUGACACAUAGAAUGGAUCUGCUAUUCCCGUUUAAAUAAAAAAAAAUCAUUUCAGUAGGCCUUUAAAGGAAACGGCAGGCUGCCUUCUUCUAAUGGAGUUAUUGCAAUCUUUGGCAAGCUAUGUAACGUUUACUGUGGUCUGGAACAACAUGGCACACAAACAACUGAAAUGCGGCCAAUAUUACAUACAGAUAAUGUGUCAUGAGACAUGCAAAACUAAAUUAUAUACAAAGAGGAUAAAGGUAAAGGAAAUUAAAUGAGCUCAAAUAUACCUACUAAUGAGGCAUAAUGAUGCAAUAUGUACAUACAGCUAGCUUAAAUAGCCUGAUUAGCACUCCAACAAGUCAAUAACAUCAACAAAACGCACCUUUGUGCAUUCCCGCACAGUAUAAAAGGCUUGGUGGACAAAAUGAGACAAAGAAGGAGUGGAAAAUUUUACAUGUAAACAAACUGUCCACACAAUGGUGAGUUCAAGAACCGCCAAAAUUACUAGGACAAAAGUAUCAGUGAAACAUACACACACACAUAUUAAACAGUGGGCUUUCUAACAAUUGGGAAGGUUUGUGUCAUGUUUGUCCUCAAACAAAAAACUUACUAAAACUAAAAACUUAAUUUUCCCCCAUCUUUUUCCAUUUUCAAUCCUUUUUUAAAAAUGCUCCAGGGAGCCACUAGGACGGCACUAAAGAGCCGCGGGUUGCUGACCCCCGUUCCAGAUGAAAAACAGCUAUGUAACGAAACAAACGUCGGCUAAAACCAAGUUCAGGAGAAUUUACUGUAAACCACAAGCACUUAAUAAGCAAAUGUUUAAAACAAGCAAAACACUCCAAGACCAGCAAUGUCAUUAAUAAGUCAAUAAAAUCAUAAUACGUGAGUAGAGUCAACUCUUUGCCGUUGGCUCAGUCUUUAAUGCGAAAUCAUUUCGAUCUUAUAUUUCUUCUUAGUAUUGAAAGAAACUAUUUGUAUAUACCGUCUGUGUUUUUAGAUCCUUGAGUUAUUUCACAUUAAUCCUAAAUGUACAAAAUACAAGAGUAUCUGGGACACUUUGAAAAGAGAAAAAAAUAGUCGUGUAAUUGACCCACAGGAACCCAGAGCCAUUUAAAGUGAUUUGAUGGUGGGUAUACCACAUACAAGACAAUACUACUAAUUACAUUGUUCCUGCUAAUGCAUUCCUUUUUUAAAAAGAACUUGACACUUUUUAAUGCACGGUAGCACAAAUGUACUUUGAUUUGAACAAAGAAGAUGUAUUGAUGAUAUCAUUGACAUGAGGUGUCUUAUUAGUAUUUUUAUGUCAGACUUUUUAUAGCCAUUUUAAAGGGGAACUACACUUUUUUGGGGAAUUUUGCCUAUCAUUCACAAUCCUUAUGUACAGUAAGAUAAGCACACGUAUGUUUUAAUUUCUAACUGGUCAAUAAAUGCGAAGUCUGCAUACAAUGAAGCCUAUGUAGUCGCUCUAUUCUGCUUUUAAAGCGCUUAAAAAAACAUUCAGACACUUCCAUCAACAUUUUAUACACACACUGUAAGUAUAUAUAUAUUAUACACAGUAACAGGCACAAUCAUAAUAACAUGUAAUAUUUACGUAUUUCGCAGCAACGCAUCACAACGUUGUCUUUUCCUUCAACAUCACUGAUUAUUACUCACUGCAGACUUCAUGCGAGCCUACAAAUAUAAUAAAACUUCACUUACUGUACAAUGUCUGCUGUCACAGGGAUGCCGACUGAUAGGACGUUGAUAUACUAAAGGGGGUGGAACAAAGCGUUUUUUUGGGGUCUUUUUUGCCAUUACCGGGUUUAAAUUGGCUGUCAAAGUUGACCAACUUCUCAGUUUAUGUCCACAUCAUUUUACUCUUCAGCUGAGAAACAUGAUUUAUAAUUUAGAAUUAGCGUUCACAAGCUCAAAGGCGAGAGAGCUGAUGAUGUCAAUACAGCAGCAUUAGGAAGUUGUGUCUCUCUGAUCAAUGCGCCGCUAAAUGUAGGUCCCUAACUUUAGCGCUUAUAAUAACAGUGUCGCUAAUACUUGGUUAAUACUGUAUGUAAAUAGAGUAUUGUUGGCGCUUAAUUUAUUGGGUUUUCUGGACGCAAUGAUGUCAUGGCUGUCAAUGGCACCAUUGUAAGUCGUUUAUUUACGAGUUUGAAUGCAUUAAAAAAGAAAAAUGUGUUCUCGUCACCCAUGGACUGUGAAUUAUAGGAAAAAUUCCCAAAAAGUGCAAUUACACUUUAAGGCUCAAAGUCCGAUAGCUAGCUUGUUUUCUAUGACUUUCUUUAAAAAAUAUAGUAAGAAGAGUUGAAUUGUAAAAUUUGACAACCUAUUAAAGCAUUGCACGUGCUAAAUGGAUUUAGAAUUAACAUUAUAGGCUCUGGUUUGAAAUUUGGCAUGUUCUUACCAGCUUUUUUCCCCUAUUAGUUUUUUGGUUUUUUUUCUUUUCAUGUGACCCUAAUACUCUAUGAAUGAAAUAAGCAUCCACCGACAAAAUACAGAAAUAAAAAUGUUAUUUAGGCACUUAUUUCCCAAGCACUAAAAGUAAGUUAGCACUUCAUUGGGGUCUUUAUGUCUGUUUAGGAUCACUUUCUGUAAAAGUCUGAAAGACUGACACAUUGAAAUUGGCACUUCAAAAAAAAAAAAAAAAAUCUGUCAAUGCAUUAAAAUUAUGUCAAAACCGACUAAAGUUGUAGUAAAAAAAAAAAAAAAAAGUAUUGUAUAAUGUGUGUCUGAAACCUUGACAGACCUCUCAGCAGUGUUACGUUAAACAGGAAUCACUUUCUAAAUUUGUAUUUGUUUCAAAUGUUGACUUAAGAAGGUGUAUAAGUAUGUUGUCAUGAUUAAGAGUAAUAAAAAAUGUAACUUUGUGCAUUUGUUUGAGCAUUCUAUUUCUAAUACAUGCAUCCUCCCUGUUCUCCAUGAGUAUACUGUAUCUGUUUUGUGAGUUUACUCCCUUAUAUAAAAUGAACGGUCCAUCAUUUUUGAUGGUAGUUUUACUGUAACAGAGAGAGACAAAAUGUUUGGAAAAUCCGGAAAGUCUUCCUCCGGCUCACUGUACUCUCAGGGCAUUGAAUCAAUCACUUGUGGAUUGUUCAGGUAGGUAGCUUAGAAGACGUUUAGCAGGGAAAUAAGUAUUUAACCAGCAAACAUUCUGACCUAAAUGAGUCCUGACCCUUCUAAAAAGUACUCAUGAUAUGCACCUGUCACAUAAACACUCUUCAUUUAAUUUAAACCUCUACCAUGGGCAAGACCAAAGAGCUGUCCUCAGGGACAAGAUUGUAGACCUGCACAAGACUGGAAUGGACUAGAACACAGGUGUCAAACUCAAGGCCCACUUCAUUUUAUUUGGUCCUCGAAACCCUGGAAAUAAAGUACUGUAACUUUUAUUACUAAAUGUAUUCUUUCUUUCUAUUUUGGGAGAAAAAAAAUACAUGUUCUCCAUGUAAUCGCAUGUUUUGUUAACUUAAAUAUUGUCCUAUUAUGCAAAAAUAUAUUAUCAAACAUUCAAACAAUUAUUUUUUUAAAUAAAUAAAUGCUAAUAAUAAUAAUUUCAAAGCAAGUUAUCCAUCAAAUUGUGCAAUGUAAAAGUAUCAAUAAAUUUCAUGGUAAAAUUUUAAAAUUUGCUGUGGUUUUUACAGCAGUACUUUUUUUACUAUAAUAAACUGUGGUGCCGUUUUGGC
This is a messenger RNA of Entelurus aequoreus (snake pipefish), 8903 nucleotides long. It is a transcript of the gene bach2b, whose product is annotated as BTB and CNC homology 1, basic leucine zipper transcription factor 2b. Gene Ontology annotation, biological process: regulation of transcription by RNA polymerase II. The coding region runs from base 178 to 2592 and encodes 804 amino acids. Gene Ontology annotation, molecular function: RNA polymerase II cis-regulatory region sequence-specific DNA binding; DNA-binding transcription factor activity, RNA polymerase II-specific; protein binding. The transcript is spliced from 5 exons. The record is from RefSeq and is a predicted model, not a curated record. Lineage: Eukaryota; Metazoa; Chordata; Actinopteri; Syngnathiformes; Syngnathidae.